AUGCUUGAAGCUCUGCCUACAGUAGCUACGGUUAUUCCCAAUGAGUCACAUAACGAAGAGCCCUGGAAAAAGCUUUUGCGGACAGCUACUGAAAAGAUCAUAUUACCAGAAGCUCUUGACUGGAUGGAUGAUGAUGUCAAUCUGAGCGAUCGGCGGUAUAUGCAGCGAGCCAUCGACGAUAUUGUAGGACAAUAUUCAAGGCCUCUUGAACAGUCUGUUACAUCAUACCGGUUGUCUGUCAUUGAUCAACUGCAGGAGUUCUGUGCUCUCCUGCGCCCUGAUGCUCAGCUGUCAACUGUCCUGCUUUGUGUGGCUUUGACGCAGUCGACUCUUGAUGGAAAGCCGGAGGAGAUCACAACGGAGGUACGGAAGCGAGCCUUCAAAGUUAUUACUGAUCUAGUCAAAUUCCAUUCCUUCGGCGAUGUUGAAGAGCUUACGGUGGCCCGACAAAUGAUCUUUUCUGGUAUGACGGAUACUGAUAGAGGAGUCAGGCUGGUUGCUGGCCGAGCAUUGCAGAAUUUUGUUCUCUCCAUUUCCCGUAUGAAACGGGGCGCCUCCGGGGCUCAAGCAACGCUAUUUUCUCAACUAAAUGAUUUAACGGAUGGCGCGAAGCUCCCUACCAAGGAUACAAUCAUAAUUAGUGUCGGUACUAUAGGAAGGACAAAAGACAAGGAAGUUCUCGGCCAUGUUCUCUUUUUCUUGCUUUCACAAUUGGGAAGGUCGAACCCAAUACUCAGAGCAGAGGCGUCUACUCAUAUCAUCUCUCUGACUAAGUAUCACAAGAAAGCAACUCCCUAUCCUCUGUUUAUUCCCUAUAUGGAUCGUAUUGCGCCGUAUCUCGUUCUCCGUAUUUGCACGCAGCCCAAUCUUUUGACGGAAGCUUGUCGACUGGUGAUGGUUUCACCCCGGCAUAUGAUACAACUUACAUUGCGCUAUACGCUUCCCGUCAUAUUCGCAAAAUGUGAUCAAAAACUAUUAGAGGAUGUCGCAAAGCAAUUGGAAUCGAAACCAGCCACCCUUUUGAUCAAUGAGUGUCAUAGGGUUCUCGCACAUAUCUAUCUUCUGGACCAACCAGAUCAAACCAGCAAGGCCCUUACAUUCGUGACGGACGUUCUGACAGCAGCGGCGCAAGCAGAUACGAUUGAUAUCCAAAGCUUGGUGAAAGGAUUCAUCGUCCCCGUUCUUGCUGACUUGGUCAUUGUUUUGGGCGACGAGAAUCCGGACGUCGCAGCGAAGGCUGUUCCCGCUCUUAAGAGGGUGUCAGAGUCAUUGAUUCCUCCGAAUGUCGCGGGGCGAUCGCAGACGAUACUAGAUAUCGGAGUCUUUCUUAAGCAGUACAUGUUGGGCUUGAUUACGCAUAUCAACGAGAUGCUGCAAGAGGUACACGGCAAGAUUUCGAUGUCUACCAAACAGAAGAUCCUCCGGAGUCUCGGUGCUGUAGUUUCUUUGAUCGGUUCUCCCAUAAGUACAGUUGCACCUCAGAUAAUGGCUACUUUCCAGACCAUGGUGAAUGUCGCUGAGUUGUCUGAAGUGACUCUCACUAGCUGGCGAAAAUUCCUGGUGACGUUAGACCCUAAGGAUAUCGGUCCUUAUGUCGGGACAACAAGCGCGACUAUUACCACAUCUUGGCCCACCCUCACCUCCGCAGGUCGACAUAUUGCCAUCAGUUCGUUGGAGUACAUGAUCAACGACAUAGGCGAUCAACUUGGCCAAUAUCUUGAUGACAUCGUGGAUCUGUCUGCUAUUUCUAAGUUGAAGCCCCUUCAAGAUCGGCUGACUGUGAUACGAGGUGCCUGGUCUCCGAAGGAGCAUCUUUGUAAAAUUCUGGCCCGCGCGUUGCCUGAUAAUCAAACAAUGGCUGUUCAGACCCUUGUCGAACUGAAGGCGUUCAUGACUUCGGAGAACCAAGCUCUUAUUCGGGAACUUGCAUCGGGAGAUACAUUUGAUCCUAUGGUCGGCCAGAUUCUUACAAUCCUGCUUUCCGCCGCUUGUCGCGAUGGAGAUGGCGCUGAGGCGAUACGUUCCCUCGCGUUUGAAUGCAUCGGUAUUUUGGGAGCUGUAGAUCCUGACAGAUGUGAAAUCGCUGUCAGUGACACCAGAAUGAUCGUCCUCAGCAAUUAUACAGACAUCGACGAAUCUGUUAUGUUUGCUCUACAUCUGAUCACUGAUCUCCUUGUUGGCGCAUUCCGUUCCACCAGUGAUAUCAAAUACCAGGGACAUCUAGCCUAUAGUAUUCAGGAACUUUUGCGGUUCUGUAGGUUUACUCCGUCCCUGGUCUCCGUGGGUAAUCAAUCUGUGCCAAUGAAGGUUCGAACGAAGUGGAACAAUCUGCCUAAGCACGUUCUCGAAACCGUUACCCCACUCUUAGAGGCUCGUUUUACCCUGCAAGAAGUCCCAACUCCGGAACUUCGGCACCCUAUUUAUAACGAUCAACCAACGUAUCGCGAAUGGAUUCAGCUCUGGACUACGUACCUUAUCACUCGAGCUUCGGGACCCGUUGCGAAAACCAUAUUUGGCGUUUUCAGACCGGCAGUGCGUAACAAGGACGUCGUUGUUGCCCACCAUCUUCUUCCGCAUUUGGUUCUCAAUGUCCUGGUUUCAAGCGAUGAGGUUGGGUGUCAGAAUAUACGUGCAGAGUUGAUUGCUGUUUUACAAGACCAGAUUGACCCGCAGAGUACUUCCUCAGCUGAUAAGAGGCUGCUCAGUGCACAAGCUGUUUUUGUGCUCCUAGAUCAUCUCAAUAAAUGGGUUCGAAGGAUCCGACACGAUAUGGGAACCAAGAAAGGAGAGACGAAGCGGUCCCGCGGAGUUACCGUUGGAACAGAUGAACAACUUUCACAAGUCGACUCCAUCUUGACUAGCAUUGACCAGAGUCUAAUGGCAAGGGCAGCCUUUCAAUGCAGAGCAUAUGCACGCUCGUUGAUGAAUUUCGAACGUCAAAUCGUUACUCUCCGGGAACGUUCUUUGAAUCACCAUGACUUGCCGGUCUAUUACGAAAGGCUUCACGAAAUCUAUGCAAACCUAGAUGAGCCGGAUGGCAUGGAGGGCGUGUCUACAUUGAUAUUAUCGCCGUCCUUGGAACAUCAAAUUCGACAGCACGAGAGUACGGGCAGAUGGACAGCCGCCCAGAGUUGCUGGGAACUUCGUCUUCAACAGUCUCCGGAUAAUGUCGACUUUCAUCUCGGUCUAUUGCGUUGCCUGCGUAAUCUAGGGCAUUACGAUACACUGCGUACUCAUGUCCUGGGAGUUCUUACUCGUAACCCAGGCUGGGCCUCUGCUCUUGCCGGAUUCCAAGUCGAAAGCGCAUGGAUGGUUGGUGAUUGGGCUGAUGUUCAAAACGUCGUAAAUCAGAGUACACAGCAAAAUCCCGAGCUCGUGCUAGCGAGAGUUCUACUUGCAAUCAGAAGUAAGGACAACGAUGCCAUAAACCAAACUUUAUCGGCGGCUCGUUCCGUCCUGGGAGCUCCAAUUGCAGCCGGGGGGGCCAAGGGAUAUAAGCGAUCAUACGAGAAUGUCCUCAGUCUGCAUUUACUAUACGAGCUUGGAUCAGUGCACAGUAUAAUGGGACAAGUGGCUACAGGGUCCCUACGCCGAUCACAAACAAAGAAUGCACUGGCCGAACUAUCUGAUUUGCUCUCGGCUAGACUAGAAUCGACACUUCCGACGUUUCGCAACCGCGAGCCUAUCCUCAGCAUGCGGAGGACUGCCUUUCGUUUGUUUCCGGAGUCCAAUGAAGCAACACGGGAAAUUCACCGAACGUGGCUGGCGAGUGCGAAGUUCGCCAGGAAAGCAUGCCAAUGGCAGAUUGCUUUCAGCGCUAUGCUUCAGGCAAAGCAGGGGAAGACCAAAGAUUACUUCAUGCAAAGCGCCAAGCUGACGAAGGCUAACGGAGAACCAUUAGCAGCACUGCAUGAGCUAGAAAGUUCUAUGAAGUUGCUACGCUUGAUGGAAGACGAUUCACAAGUUCUGGACUUGACCGUGGACAACAAUGAAGAGACCAACAUUAUCAAGGCGAAGGCCCGUGUUUUACGAGCUCGCUGGAUGAACGAGUCGGAACGUUAUGAAGCAGCUGCUAUUCUUAGUAUGUUCAGGGGGGCCGCGAAAAUAUCUUCAACAUGGGAGAAUGCGCAUUUCUAUCUAGGACAGUUCCAAGAUGACAGUUACAAAAACCUGACACGGGAAGAUCAGAGGAAUCGGGGAUUGAAAAUGAAUGUUAACACCGUCCGCUCUUAUGCAUCGGCCAUGAAAUACGGCUCCAAAUAUGUCUAUCAGACUGUUCCUCGUCUGCUGACGCUUUGGCUGGAUUUAGGUGAUGAUAGUGGCUUAAGGAAGACGGAAUACUUCAAAACGAUCAGUGAUACUGUCAAGGUUGCUAUCGAGCAAACACCGGUGUACCAGUGGUACACUGCCUUCCCUCAAAUCGUUUCCAGGAUCGGUCAUACAAAUGAGAGUGUUUUAAAACUACUAUCGAACCUCAUAUCAAAAGUAUUGGAAGAAUACCCUCAACAAGCACUCUGGCAGUUCAUCUCGGUAACGAAAUCCAAGAAGACCGAGAGGGAGCAGAGAGGCAAACAGAUCGCAGAUAAAAUUCGGAAUAAACCUGGCACUCAUCGUCGCGUCUGUGACCUGAUCAACCAAUGUGUCGCCAUGACGGACGAACUUCUUGCGCUAUGUGAAUACCCCAUCGACGACAAUUCGCGAAAAUCUUUGAGCAUGAGCCGAACGUUUCCGAGCCUAGUUAGACUUGGACGUUCGGACUUGAUCAUACCUUUGCAAGAGUCUUUGACAGCCAACAUCCCCCCCGUGUCGACCACUAAUUCCAGCUUUAAUCCUUUCCCAAUAGAUGUGCCUACGUUCGCAGAAUUCUUUGACGACAUCGAAGUGAUGAGCUCUUUGGCCAAACCGCGGAAAAUAACCAUCCGUGGUAGCAACGGUCAAAUCUAUAUGUUUCUUGGAAAGCCGAAAGAUGACCUGCGAAAGGAUGCCCGACUUAUGGACUUCAACGCUAUCAUCAACAAGCUCCUCAAGGCUAACUCGGAAUCUCGACGAAGGCAGCUUCAUAUCCGGACGUACGGGGUUGUGACGUUAAAUGAAGAGUGCGGGUUCAUUCAAUGGGUACCUAAUACGAUUCCCAUGAGGCCGAUUCUUGUCAAGGCGUACGAAGCGAGACGGCUCAGGAGUUGGCCCUCAGACAUCAACGAAAUUGCUGCCAAAAUCAAGGCCGCCACAGACAAAGAGGCUGUAGAGCUGUUUAAUGCGAAGAUUUUGCGGCACUAUCCACCUGUCUUUCAUGAGUGGUUUAUUGAAACUUUUCCUGAACCCUCGGCGUGGCUUACGAGUCGUCUCACAUAUGGGCGCACCGCAGCUGUGAUGUCGAUGGUUGGCUUUAUUUUAGGAUUGGGCGAUCGGCAUUUAGAGAACAUCUUGAUGGAUAUCAACACAGGAGAUGUCGUGCACGUUGACUUCAACUGCCUCUUCGAGAAGGGAAAAAAGCUCGAAACACCAGAAAGGGUACCAUUCAGACUUACACAGAAUAUGCUGGACGGUCUCGGUGUCACGGGAGUGGAAGGCGUUUUCCGUGCGGCGUGCGAUGUAACGCUUGGAUUACUACGAGACAACAGGGAUUCGCUGAUGACUGUGCUUGACGCUUUCAUCCAUGAUCCUCUCGUUGAGUGGGAAGACGAGAAACGAAAGAGGGUAAAAAGGAUUAAAACCCGUAACCAAGUAAAGGGACAGGUCAACCUUCGUGAUUUGGCCCAAGGUGCACUCGGCCUCAUCGAGAGGAAGCUUCGAGGGGUAUACUCGACAAGUAAAGAGAAACCGGCGCAUCAGAAAGAGAUCUCGACGAGUAGUCUUGUUCAGAUGAUUAUACAGGAAGCUACAGAUGAAGCCAAUCUAGCAAAAAUGUAUCAGGGUUGGUGCGCAUGGCAAUGA
This is a messenger RNA of Guyanagaster necrorhizus, 5934 nucleotides long. RefSeq lists its product as uncharacterized. Gene Ontology annotation, molecular function: protein serine/threonine kinase activity; protein binding. Gene Ontology annotation, biological process: DNA damage checkpoint signaling; DNA repair; telomere maintenance. The transcript is spliced from 23 exons. The record is from RefSeq and is a predicted model, not a curated record. NCBI's taxonomy places the organism in Eukaryota, Fungi, Basidiomycota, Agaricomycetes, Agaricales, Physalacriaceae. Gene Ontology annotation, cellular component: chromosome; nucleus. Bases 1 to 5934 code for a protein of 1977 amino acids.